This is a messenger RNA of Procambarus clarkii (red swamp crayfish), 3350 nucleotides long. The record is from RefSeq and is a predicted model, not a curated record. NCBI's taxonomy places the organism in Eukaryota, Metazoa, Arthropoda, Malacostraca, Decapoda, Cambaridae.
GGACUGAACCCCACAAUUCAUUUAGCUAAGCAAGUUACAAUCUUGAUGAGCUAGUUACAAAAUUCAAUAUAAGUCCAAAGGUGACAAAAAUGAUAUUUAUGGUAGUUAGUGAUUGAGGUCCGUUUUCCAUGGUGGGAGGAGCAGAGUGAGGGAGCAGACGGCCUGGGAGGAGAUGGGAGACUCGCUCACAUAAUACUCACAUUUACUCCCUCUCACAGCUACAGUAUACGUGUAGCCGAGAGAGCAGGUUCCUGAGGGAUGUUUAGGAAACCCCGUGAGGAAAAGCUCAUGAAAGACCCCUGGCGAAGUCGUGAACACUGCGUGGACUGUGGGGUACUAGGGAACUGGCGGGGAAUACUUGAUGGUGGCCUGUUGUGUGCUGUGGUUGGUCAGAGAAAUGUAAUGGGGCGCACAAGUCGUGUGGUGGUUGUCGGGGGCAAGGAGACAGGAAAGACGUCCAUUCUUGAGAGAGCCAUCUUUGCAAAUACCACUGUGGAUAAGCCAUAUAUUCCAACGGUUGAGGACACAUAUGUUGGAAUUGUAGAAACUGAACGUGGAACACGGGAGAAAUUGCGCUUUUAUGACACAGCUGGCCUAGAUAGCCGCAACCGGUGCCUUCCACAACACUAUCAUUCGCUAGCUGAUGGUUACAUAAUAGUGUACUCAAUCAGUGACAACCUCUCCUUUCAACUGCUGACCGAUAUAAAAAAGGACAUUGACAGGCACAGAGAAAAGAAGGACGUACCAAUAAUUGUUUUGGGCAACAAGAGUGAUGUAGCUGCUAGCCACCGUGCAGUUGAUACAACUGUUGCAGAACGAUGGGCAGCAACCGAAAAACUACGUCUCUGGGAGGUGAAUGUUCAAGAUCGUACUCUUCUGCUGGGACCCAUCAUGAACCUAGCCUCUCGUCUUAAUCCACAACCUAGCAAAACUUCAUUCCCUCAGUUGACAAUGGGACGAAAAAACAAAGAUUAAGUUACACAGGGAGUACAUUUGGAGAGCUUCGAGACGAUCCCGAUAAUUUAGGUGCUUUAUCGUGUCUAUGUUCUCUGUAUUCCCUCCAUUUCAGCAAUCUCUCCUGCUUUGAUGGGGAAACAUAGUACCUGUAUUGAGCAGUACUCAAGACAGGACAGUAUAAGCCCCAUAUAACCCAGAUAAAUAAUAAUAGACAUAUGCUCAUUUGAUAAAUUAUUUUUACUGUAUUAUGCAUUGACUAAUGGAUUUUAGGAUAAUAAAAUAAACUUUGUCUGACUAAUUUGAUGUUAUUAUAGUACUUAUUGUUAACAAAUAUAUAAAUAUGUACACAAUCUUGCUACAAACUAUUUCGCUGUCUUUUGUAACAAGAUACAAUAGGAAUCUUUACACAGCAUGGAAUUGUUAGCUUGAUGGGGGCAACCCUGACUUGGCUUGUGCUUUGUAGGACCUAACCAGCGUGGCCCAUUUUCUUCAUUUAUAUAAUAUUCACCAAGUCAAAGAAUGCAGGCCACACUGUACCUGGAAUGAAUGCCUUACAUGGGAUAUUUGUCAGUACAAGACAAGGGAUAGUACAGUGUAGCCCCAGUUUUCUAGACUGUAGCCAGCUGGUGUUUAUUUGUAGACUCCUUGGGCAAAGGUAAAAAAUAUUUUGAAAUUACUUUAUUCUAGUAAAUUGACCCAUGUAACAUUAAUACAUGGAUUGUCAGUCUCACAUGCCGGUAGUCUGCCCCCAAACACAUCACAGAUAUAAUCUCUUGUCUCCAUUGCUUCCUCAGUUACCUAACCAAAGGUCUUGCAUCAGGCAUGUUCAAGUACUGUUAAAGUUCAUUAGUGUCUAAAACAGCACAAUCCUUGAACAUUUGUGGUGUUUAUUUUCAGUAUUUGAUAACCUGUGUAAUUCUGAGUGUGCAAGCUUGGAGCAGGUAUUUACUGAAAAUACAGAAAUUAUAGUGGCUGAGCACCAAAAAUCCCUAACCAUGAUUGUGGACCCAGCCUUCCUAGCCUCCCACUGCCAUUCUGCCCUGACUAGAUGUAUAGUAUAUUUCCUCAAGGGGGGAAACUGCAUCACUUAUUUCCCACCUGAAUAUUCUAAUGAGUUAACAUCUCUCUUAUUUUAUAUUAUCACAAAUCAGGCAUAGCUUUAAAAGCAAGAAAUGCAAUUAUGAAAUAUGACCCAGUCUAAUUUAAGAAAGUGUUAUGAACACAUUAUCAUGCAAGCCUGGGUCAUAUGUAAACACAUCGCUCUGCCCCAGUAUAAAAGGCCCUCUAGACCAUGUAGAGCAAUGUGAUGUAAACAACAUUUUCCAUACAUCCCAAGUCUGCAUGAAACUGUGAAAGAACAUGAAGUUGUAUACAAGGAAUUGGCAAACGUCUAAUAAAUAUAAACAAAAAGCUGCACACUUUGUGACUGUCACUCAGACACUUGCCAUAACGACAGCGACUGGAUACAUCAACUGAAAUAUACUAGUAAUUCACAUGCUAUGGCUCGCUGGAAUGCUCAAUACACUAGGCACUUUUAGCUUGGACUCCUUAGAGGUAAUUUUUAUAUUUUAUGAGAAACUGAAGUACCUUAAAAAAAGAAGUAUAAUAAUGUAUAUAAUUAUAUAAUACAUUUAGUUAUGAAAAUAGGCUUUAAAAUAAUGUGAACUUCAUGUAUAAAAAAAUGUCUGGAAAUUAUUUUGACCAACCGGACAGAUGAUGCAAUAUAUGAGAAUGUUGCUGGAAUAGUAAUUCCAUUUCACAUUCAAUAUUUAGUCUUAGAUUUGAAAAUAUUAAAGUGAACAACUAUAAACUCCUUUGAAGCUUCAAAAGGUUUGUUAAAAGGUGGAAACAGACAUUUUGAGCAACUGCGUACAACCUAGUCUACCAGAAAACGAGCAUAGCAGUAACUAGAAAUACUAGACUAUUGUUAUGACUAUCACUUUUUAACCUUGUUAAUGUCAAACCUUGUUUAAACUUUCAUAUUUAGCAUUUGGUAAAAUCUGAUUAAACUACUGCAGCAAAGUAUUCCCCCCUUAAGUCACAGAAUCUGAAAUGAAUCAUCAGUGUAAAUUUUAAGAAAAAACAUCCACAUUGUAUCGAAUAAUUUAAAUUUUCUUAUUAUUUAUUUUAUGUAAAUAAAUACCCCUUAAAAAUAUAAACAUAGAUGGUAGCUUAACUCUACAAAAUGUAUGAUGAGCUUUAAAAUGCAGAUGUAUCUUGUAUAAGCAAGGAUUGACUUGUCACUGUCAGAUGGUCCAUGAACAGCAAUGUUAAGAAGAACCCAAUUAUGAUGUAUAACCCUUAAGAAAUACAAUUAAAGCAUGUUUACUGUUACCUGUGCCUGAAGACAAAGGCUUUAAACUAUGGUUAAUUAAUAAACAAUUUUGUCUUAA